This is a messenger RNA of Adineta steineri, 2724 nucleotides long. The record is from the annotation of a GenBank genome assembly. NCBI's taxonomy places the organism in Eukaryota, Metazoa, Rotifera, Eurotatoria, Adinetida, Adinetidae.
AUGAUCACUUCAAGUGAUGGUUCAAUGGAGUUGAUAAUUACUAAACCACUUUUUCUUCCAUCUGUAUUAAAAUCACAUCAUUAUUAUCAUCAUGAAUUAUCACAUUAUUCAACAAAAGAACCUGAACGUAAUAGUCCGGAAAAUGAAACAAAUGAAGUCAAAUUAAGAAUUCAUCGUAAUAAACCAAUUAAUAGGCAUCAUGAACAAUAUCGACUAACUACGUCAACAACACCGGUAACAGUGUCAACUACUACGACUGGUUCAUUGACUAUUGAUGAAAAUUUUUCUGCUAUGACUAUUGAUAAAACAACUAAUUGUGUAUCACCAAUCUGUGAUGAUCAAAUGGAACAUUUUCCUUUACUUAUUCCAUCUGAUAAUAAUCGUAAUUCAAGAAAAUCAUCAUCAUCAUCAUAUCAAGCAACACUUCUUGCACGUCGUCAUUUUCAUAUCUAUGAUUGGACACGUCUUUCAUUUUAUGAUAAUGUUCCAGCACCACUUGGAUAUUUAAGUGAACCAUUAAUUGUUGAAGAUCGUUCACCAACAUCAGCUUCAUCUAAUGAUGAUAAACGUUCAUCAACAGAUCGACAAGAUUCAGGUCUUGGUGCUAGUAGUGUUGAAAGACAAAUUGAUUCUACUGUAUUAAUUAAGAAUAUAAAUCGAUCAAUAUCAUCAUCAUCAUCAUCUUCUUCAUUAGCUAGUAAUAUAACAAAUACAUCAUCACGUCUACCGACUAGUCGUAAAAUACGUGUUAAAUGGCAUUCAUUUACAAAGACACAUCGUCCAAGUUUUAAUUCAUCAAAAUAUCAUUUAGGACAAAUGUCUGUUGGUCAAUUAUUAGCAUUACGUCGUGCAGCUUUAAUACGUAUAGAAGAAUUAUUUGAUACAACACGAAUAUUAUUACCUAUAAAUAAACCAACAUUAGUUAAUAGAACAGUUGUAUCAAGACAACGUUUACUUGCUACUGCCUUUAGUGCUGUACCAAAAUUAAUUAUCCGACGACAUCAACAACGAAAGGAUAUUCAUCAGGAAAUGAAAAAAGUAAUAUUUGGUAUUUCUUUUCUAUCCAUGACGCAACGUACUGGACAUCCAGUGCCAACAACGAUUCUUUCUGCAAUGAAAUAUUUAAGACGUACAUCUAUUGAUAGUGUAGGAAUCUUUCGCAAGCCCGGUGUAUCUCAUCGUAUAAAACGUCUUCAUGAUUUAAUGGAAUCUGAUAUUGAAUUUCAUCAUUUUGAUGAAUUUAGUCCAUAUGAUGUUUCAGACGUUUUAAAACAAUAUUUUCGUUUACUACCUGAAUGUCUUUUUACAAACAAAUUAUCUCCAUUAUUUCUUCAUAUAAGUGAAUAUUUUUCUUCCACCGAUAAAACACGUUUGAAAAUAAUUAACGAACGUCGUUUACUUGCAUUACAAUAUGCUAUACUUCUUUUACCAGAUGAAAAUCGUCUUGUUUUACAUUUACUUUUAUCAUUUUUAAAUGAUGUUUCAAAACAUUCAAAAACUAAUCAAAUGAGUUCAGUUAAUCUUGCUACAUGUUUUACUCCAACAUUAUUUUCCUUUCCGAAUUAUAAUAAAAGUUCAUCAAGUGGUAUGCCUGAUUUUAAAGAAAUUGAAGAUCAACGUAAAGCAAUGGAUAUUCUUGCAUUUAUGAUUGAUCAUGUCCGAUUAUUGUUUAUUGUUCCAUUGGAAUUACAUCAAGCAUGUCAUUUUUCUUAUAUUGAAAUUGGUGAACCAUGUACACUUGAAGAAUUAUCACGUCGUGUUUCUGAAACAACAAUAACAAGUCCUAUUUUAAAUAAAUCACGUCCACAUUCAUCAAAUAAACAUGCAGCACAACAACGUGCGAAAGAAAUAGGUAAAAUCUUAGCAUCAGAUACAAUUGGAUCAUCAUCAUCCUGUGAUAAUAUACUUCAUAAUAUGAAUAAUAACAAUAAUAAUAAUUAUUUUAAAACAAUCAAAACAAAAGCAAAUACAUCCUAUCAAGGUUUUAUUGAUCGUUGUAUAGUUGAAGUUAUACGUGAAGCACAUUGUACAAAAUUCAAAGGAUGGACAUCAUUUGGAAAAAAUAAUGAAAUUGAAUUAGCAUUUAAAAAAUUAGAUGAUGGACAUCCACUUGGUCUAUGGAAAUGUUCAGUAGAAAUUGAAGCACCACCCAUUGAAAUUCUUAAUCGACUUUUAAAUGAAAGACAUUUAUGGGAUGAUGAUUUUCAAUCUGGAACUAUUAUUGAAAAAUUAAAUCGUAAUACUCAUGUAUAUCAAUAUACAAUUAAUUCAAUGGCUCCUUUAGCAUCUCGAUAUUUUUGUGAAGUACGUAGUUGGAGAACAAAUAUUCAAUUAAAUUCCAAUGGUAGUUAUCAAAAUAAUGUAUCAUCAACAAAUCUUCCGGUUGGCUCGUCAUUAUCAGCAUCUUCAAGUGCUAUUGCAUCGUUUAUAUCUACACAAAAUAAUCACCAAAAAGAAACUUGUGUUCUUGUUUGUACAUCUAUUGAACAUUCAAAAGCACAUUGUCCACCUACGCUUGUUCGUGCAGUGACAUUAGCAUCACGAUAUUUAAUACAAUCAUAUGGAUGUGGAAAAUCUAAAGUUAUACAUUUAAGUCGUGUUGAUUUAAUGGGACGUUCACAUGAAUGGUAUACAAAAGCUUAUGGUCCAAUGUUAACUCGAUCAAUGUUAAAACUUCGAAAUUCAUUUGUGCAUAUGAAUACAGGACCCGAAACAAAAGUCUGA